This is a messenger RNA of Porites lobata, 1837 nucleotides long. The record is from the annotation of a GenBank genome assembly. NCBI's taxonomy places the organism in Eukaryota, Metazoa, Cnidaria, Anthozoa, Scleractinia, Poritidae.
AUGGCAGCCCUUCAAAUCGACGGGUAAGUGGAAGAAGAUUGCUCUGCUUGAGUAUGUUCCCGUGUGAUGUUGAUCUUUUCACUAAGGUGCGGCAUUGCAGAAAAACACCUCAUGCUCAUUUAAAUCUCAUUGAAUAAAAAAAGAAUAACAAACUGUACAGCCCAUUUGUUGGACAUGCAUAGUUAAUUUUUCGCAAUCCCGCACCUCACUCGAUCUUUUGCUCUUUUCUUUCGACUUCUUGGGCCAUGCAGCUUCCUCGUGUCAAAAGAAAGCAAACAAAGAUGGUGGCAAAUUUUAUUGACAUCUAAAGGUCAUAUGGAUCUAAUUUUAAAUUCACUUUCUUUUUUUACGAAUGCAGUUCCAUAAUUCCAGCAGACAAGCCGCAAAACGAUGAUGAAUCACCGACUAGAAACAAGUAACUAGCAUUUUUUUAUCAAAGGUCAUGAAAUUUGUGCAGAAUAGAACAAAUAACUUAUCACAAAAACUUGACUAUUUUUGUGUAAAUACAAACCUUUUAUUGAACACAUUAAAUCAUAAGCAUCCUCUCACUCUGGAAAUAAACUUUACACUUUGAUUGUCAUUUUUAUUCACUGGUUGUGUAUUUUCUGUUUAUUAAAGGCUACAGAAUAGGUGGCCCAUUUUUUUUAUUAAGCUUUCCUGUCAAUUUUUAGAAGAGUUUUAGAGUUCUUUUUAUUAUACCGUAUAUGGUUUGGGGGGAAAUGGACAAUAGUCAUAUGAGAAUAUUUACAAAAUGCCAACCUCAACCAAAACUACCUUCUUUUUUCCUAAGCCUUGCAAUGGCUGAUUGCAUUUUUAAACUGUACCAGGGGGGUUGAGGACCUAUGGAAAAUUUUCCAGGGGAGGUGUGUCUGGUGCCGCUUGGAAAUUCCAAGAGGGAGGGGUCAAAAAGUUUAUUUUCCAGGAGAAUUUUAGCCCAAAAUACAGUUUUCCAGGGGUAUUUUGCCAGAAAAAUGGAAAUUCCUGGGGAGGGGGUCUUUUAUGAGGCUGGAAAUUCCACGGAAGGGAGUCUGACUCACAAGUGGAAAUUCCAGGGGUCCUCAAUCCCCCCGGUGCGGUUUAAAAUUGCAAUCAGCCAAUUUGAGGGUGGGUAUAAGUCAUUGUUUAAUUCAUUAUUAAUCUUUUGCUUUUUUAUUGCAGUGGAACAUUUCGAUGGACCGAAAAGAAAGAUCUGCUUCUUAUGAGAGAGGCUCGGAUGUUGAAGCCCUUUUGUCACAAAAGUGGCACACCAGAAUCUGGCCAAAAGUGGUCAGCUGUGGCAGAAAACCUCAAUACCCAUUCAGAUUUUGCAGAAAUGCCAAGAGACCAGAGGUCUGUUCGAGAGCGUUUUAACAAGCGCUUUAAAGAUUUCAAAGCUAAAUUGGCUAAAGAGGAGAAAGCCUCUGGGAUAAAUGUCCCCCCUCCCACUGAAGUAGAGACUCUAAUGGAGGAGAUAAAAGAGCUUAUGGAUUCCCAUGUGCCUGCUCCAAGCAAAAAAGCAGACUCUGAAAGAAAGAAAGGGCUCAAGUUGAGGGAAAAAUCUAUGAAGACUUGGGGGGAAGGCAAGUCCAAUGAUGACGAAGAGUCAAGUGAGUCAUCUGAGCCACAUCGUAAAAGGAAUAGGCGAAAGGCAUCAGACCCCCUAGAAUAUCUGUCAACCAGAAGACAGGAAGAAAUGGAUCUCAAGCGACAGCAGAUGGAGCUUGAGGCCAAAAGGAUUGAAAUUGAACAACAGAGGCAGGCCCAGCUGCAGGAGCAGAUGGUGCUCCAAAACCAGCAAAUGCAACAACAAAUGAGCAUGAUGCUGGUAUUCUUGCAACAAAACAUGAACAAGCACUGA